Molecule: messenger RNA, 2219 nt
Organism: Peromyscus californicus insignis
Lineage: Eukaryota; Metazoa; Chordata; Mammalia; Rodentia; Cricetidae
Gene: Sypl2
Product: synaptophysin like 2
Exons: 6
Coding region: 493-1287 (264 amino acids)
Cellular component (GO): synaptic vesicle; synaptic vesicle membrane
Source: RefSeq, a predicted model, not a curated record
CGGGAAAGCUGCACUAGGAGUCCGCGCAUCCCGGGUGGGUUCCUGACCUUGGCCCUGGUGUUGGAGCGGCUGCGCUAUUUCCGUGGGGACCCUCCCUGGAGGCUUCUAACAAAGCCCGGGAGCCUUCUGGCAGCCCGACGGCUAGCAGGCUCCACAGGUCCCUUUAAGGCGCCCUACGCGCGGAAAAAAGGGGAGCGCAGGGGGCGGGAGCAGGGUUCGCGAUCGCACGCCACGUGACUCGGCUGCGGACUCAGCCCGAGAGUUUGACAGAAGUUUGAAUCGGACUCGGGGGCUUUCUGCAGCCGGCGGGGCAGUGCGGCGGACACAGCCUCCAAGAGCGCGAGCAGCAGCGCCCCCCACGACCUAGCCCGCCCGCCAGCCUGGAGCCCGGCCUGCCCACGGCCGCGAGCCCACCGUCCCCAGCGCCCCCGCGCGCCACGCAGCCUCCCGGCCAGGGAGCCGAAGCCCCACACUGCUCCCCGCUGCACCAGCAUGUCCUCGACGGAGAGCCCCGGCCGCACGUCGGACAAGGCUCCGCGCCCGCAGGUGGACCGAUUGCUCGUGGGGCUGCGCUGGCGGCGCCUGGAGGAACCACUGGGCUUCAUCAAAGUUCUCCAGUGGCUCUUUGCUAUUUUCGCCUUCGGGUCCUGCGGCUCUUACAGCGGGGAGACGGGAGCCAUGGUUCGCUGCAACAACCAAGCCAAGGACGUGAGCUCCAUCAUUGUUUUGUUCGGCUACCCCUUCAGGUUGCACCGGGUCCAGUAUGAGAUGCCUCUCUGUGAUGACGACUCCACCUCCAAAACCAUGCACCUCAUGGGAGACUUCUCUGCCCCCGCUGAGUUCUUUGUGACCCUUGGCAUCUUUUCCUUCUUCUAUACAAUGGCUGCUCUUGUCCUCUACCUGCGCUUCCACAACCUUUACACAGAGAACAAACGCUUCCCACUGGUGGAUUUCUGCGUGACUGUCUCCUUCACCUUCUUCUGGCUGGUUGCUGCAGCUGCCUGGGGCAAGGGCUUGACUGAUGUCAAAGGGGCCACACGGCCAUCCAGCCUGACUGCAGCCAUGUCCGUGUGUCACGGAGAGGAUGCAGUAUGCAGUGCCGGAGCCACACCCUCGAUGGGGCUAGCUAACAUUUCUGUGCUCUUCGGCUUUAUCAACUUCUUCCUGUGGGCUGGAAACUGUUGGUUUGUGUUCAAAGAGACACCGUGGCAUGGACAGGGCCAGGACCAAGGCCAGGGCCCCAGCCAGGAGAGUGCCGCAGAACAGGGAGCGUUGGAGAAGCAGUGAACAGCUGGCUACUCCCGACCUGGACAGCACCUCUUCAUGUCCUCCGGCUUCCACAGGACCUUCCUUCUCCUCCAGCUCCCUUCCCCCAUCAUUCUGGGCUUUGAGAUUUGAGACGCUGGAUGCGUAGGCAUCAGCUAUUGGUAACCCAGGCAGUCCUCCACUGGCUUCCUAAUCCCUCACCCUGCUGGAGCUGCAAAGGGCAGGAACUCAGUACUUCUUGUCCACUGCCUGGACUCAGGCAUCUUACUGGGCUUUAAUUUGUGUUCUCAAGUCUCUGAGAAAGAGCCUCUGCUUGCUGCAGGUGAGGGGAGGAAACUAGAAUCCUAACACUGGUCUCUAAAAGCUGCCUUGCUAUCACUUGUCUAGUCUCCGUGCAGUGGGGGAGGGGAAGUCAGCCGGCAGCCUUGCCCAGAUUUCCGAUUCCCAUGUGGAGGGCCCAGCAGUGGUGUCGUCUGGUCUCUGUAUCUUAUCUCUAGUCCUCCCAGAGCCCAGUGUGCUCCCUAAUCUCCUCUCUGGCCUCUGUUUGUCCACAGCUCCCACCAUGUGUCAAACAGGGAGACCCAUUACCCUAUCCACGGGCGGGCCCUCUUAGGAUCCACAUGAGGCCGGGGCUCAGUGGGAGCAGACAGAGUUGCCAUUGUGUUGCAGCUUCAGGGAAGAGAGUCAGGAAAGUUGCUGGCAGAAUACGUUUUCCAGGCCCUCAGUUCUCCCUCUCCCUCAGCUGGAACACUUUCAGCAGCUCCCUAAACUCCACUUACUCAUGAAACCCCCAACUCCCUUCUCCUUCUUGGGCUUGGUUUUGUCUCACACUUAGGAAACAAGAUGAGAAGGCCAGGAAUAUUUCCACUUCCUUCUCCCACCCCACCCCCCACCUGACAGCCCGUCUCCCUUCCCUAACCUUUUGGAGAUGAGGCAUUUAAGAUCUUUUUUUU